Molecule: messenger RNA, 824 nt
Organism: Leptomonas pyrrhocoris
Lineage: Eukaryota; Euglenozoa; Kinetoplastea; Trypanosomatida; Trypanosomatidae
Exons: 1
Coding region: 123-824 (233 amino acids)
Source: RefSeq, a predicted model, not a curated record
AGGCAUCAUCAUUUUCCAGCGCCUGUAUUCGCUGAUAGUAAUAAAAUAAUUAGGAGCGUCAACGUACUUUUUUCUCUUCGUUUUUUGCUGUUGCUGCUAUUUGCGAGGCGUAUUAGAAAGCAAUGGCCUCUGCAGACUCACCAACGUCGAUGCAGCUGCUUAUCGCCCAUCAAUACAUGCACGGCCCCGGGGCCCCACCGAACAUUAGCGGUUCGAGUGACCGGCGCCCACGGCGCUUGUGCUCUGCUGACCUGUCCUCGCACGGACGUAGCGGGGGCGAAUACAGCCCCUACCUGUACUCCUCCGUAAAUGAGGUCACGCAUCAGCUACCACCGACGUUGGGCACACACUACGGCGAGGCGCCCUACUACCGAGGCAACAACGAGUUCGAUCGCCAGCUGCGGCGAGAGGUCUCCCUCGCCGCUCACGACCGUUCUCGACCGCCGCAAAGUGCACCUCCGACUCAUCCGUCCUCAGCGAGGUUUGCGGCCUCUGCCCGUGCACCCACCUCGCAAAACAAAACUGCGUCCCGCAUCUCCUUCACCUCGGCUAACGGACCCAGUAAGAAGGACGCCGUACGUACCGGCAGCGCUCCCCCACCUUCUCGCUCAGCCCUUUCUCCCAGCGUCACGUGGCGUCGACCAUCACAAGAGUCGCUGCCCUCCCUCUCGUCGGCUUCAAAUGCGCACGCGAUUGUGCCGGAAGCAGCGCUGGUGCCGUGUCUGCGGCUCACCGUGAAGCAAAACGGUUUUGUGGUACGAGAUGAGCUAGGGACGGAUAAGCACAUGCGCUUUCAUCGAUACCUGAUCAACACCGUGUCGUGA